AUGGCGGCGACGACGACAGUAACAAUAGAAUAUGGUAUGUCGAACAAUCAAAAUAUUGAUCUAAUAUCCAAGGGAAUAUUAUUCGAUGUCCGAAAAUAUCCAUUCUUAGUGUACAUUAGACUUUUUAAGUCCAGCGGAGUCGUAUCGGAAUGCUCAGGCUCGUUGAUUUCACCACUGUUCGUGUUAACUGCAGCACAUUGCACAGACAAAAUCGAAGCAAAUAAUAUAGUGGUGUUUCACUACUAUAACUUAUUUAUGAAGUCUCAGCAAUACGUUAAAGCCGUUUAUCAACAUAAAUCUUACAAAAAAAAUUUAAUUUAUAAUGAUAUUAGUAUAAUAAGGUUAAAAUAUCCGUUUAGGAAUGUCAACCGUUAUUUAAAUUUAUCUGGUCAUCCUGAUGAAUUUAAUGACACAGCGGACUGGAAUUGUACAGUUUUUGGAUUUGGUAUCUCUGAAAGAUCUAAUAACUAUGAAAAAUUAGGAUAUAUGACAAACUUAAGUGUGACAUACGGUUAUAAAAAGUGCUUUUUAGAUAUUUUAGACUACCAGUUUAGGUUUGGAUGUUAG
Molecule: messenger RNA, 567 nt
Organism: Melanaphis sacchari
Lineage: Eukaryota; Metazoa; Arthropoda; Insecta; Hemiptera; Aphididae
Product: serine protease SSP1-like
Exons: 3
Coding region: 1-567 (188 amino acids)
Biological process (GO): proteolysis
Molecular function (GO): serine-type endopeptidase activity
Source: RefSeq, a predicted model, not a curated record